Messenger RNA from Exaiptasia diaphana, 1527 nucleotides. RefSeq names its product protein O-mannose kinase-like. The record is from RefSeq and is a predicted model, not a curated record. Gene Ontology annotation, biological process: carbohydrate phosphorylation; protein O-linked glycosylation. Gene Ontology annotation, molecular function: carbohydrate kinase activity; phosphotransferase activity, alcohol group as acceptor. Gene Ontology annotation, cellular component: endoplasmic reticulum membrane. The transcript has 2 exons. The coding region runs from base 231 to 1433 and encodes 400 amino acids. Lineage: Eukaryota; Metazoa; Cnidaria; Anthozoa; Actiniaria; Aiptasiidae.
ACAUAGAUAGCUAGGAAACAGCUUGUAAAAAUGUAUGSAGUAUACUGAACWUGGGAAAAAGCAAUGCCGGCGGACCAGGAUCUGCUGUAGCGAGCGACACCUGGUUCAAUCGUUCAUCGAUGUUUUUUGCAGUUUGUUUUCCCCCACCAAUUUGUUUGUAAAUAUGCGAAGAUCAUACCGGCUAUGAUCAAAGAAAUACGACGUAAUAAAAAAAUGAAUGUGCAAAAAACAUGGUUUGGGCUCCUGGCAUGAAAGGGGAAAAAAGAAAAAAAAAUGAGAAAGUUAAACAGGGAACCAUAUGUAAAUUGAGUGUUGCUACCAGUCCUACGCGGUCAACCAAAACAAACAUGGCGGAUUCAAGGAGAAUGAUAGAAUUCUUCGUUCUUGUAGUUUUGUUUCCAUUUGGCCUCCUUUUCUUCACUUAUGACCAWAUMASCACCAUUUUAUUACAGUGGACAUCCAAAAAAACUGCACAAAAUAUKCCAUUACYGGGCUGCCCGGCUAAUUAUUAUUCUCUGAACGAUACAUGUGAAAAAUGCCCGUUCGGCGAGUUUAGUAUGCCGGGAUGGAUUGGCUGUAUGACAUGGCUUAACUGUGAUAAWAUCUCUCAUGAUGUACGAGUACGAAAGAGAAUCGGUAAACCAGGACAUUUAAAUGCCGUGAAAGAGGUAUAUUUGGCCGAUUGGUCAGGAUACGAUGUUGUAUAUUCGACAUGUGCUCAUGAAAUGUUUUCUGAGGAUUGUAUGCAUGGCAUGAACAUGGUUCAGGGUUUACAAGGAAGUUCGUUUGUUGUACAGCUCAUUGGUGUUUGCUAUGAUAACCUCGAGGUAUGUUAUAUUUUUAUAUGUCGGCGCCACACAACUGCUGAAGACUUGGAUCAGUUGCUAAACAAACCAGAAUUAAAGAAAUACAACAGCAUACAGACAAGAUUUCAACUAAGCYUUGAUUAUGUGUCAAUAUUAGAUUUUCUACACAACAGUCCUCUAGGAACACGCGUCAUGUGUGAUACUAAUGAUAUUGAUAAGACGCUGUCGCAGUAUUUGAUAUCAAAAGACUUUCGCCUAGUAUUGAAUGAUGUGGAUGCCCUUCCACAGGUAAUCCAUCAACAAGGACAGCUCAUUAAAUGCGGAAGGAGACAGAUUACUGGAACGUUUGUAGCACCAGAGCAAUUAUGGCCCUUCAAGGAUAAACAAUUCAGUGAUGAUGAAAUGCCAAGUUAUGAUGAGAAAAUAGAUAUUUAUAGAAUUCCUAGUGUUGUUGAUAGACUAUUGUCUAGGGUUAGUAAAAGUAAUGAUGUGAGAAGACUCUUGUUACAUCUUCAUGAACAGUGUCGACUGCCUGAUCCUAAAUUGAGACCCUCAGCGGCAGAGGUCUUAAAAGAGUAUUACAAAGUAUUAGAAAUUAUUAAUAUAAAUAUUAAAGAUGAAAUUUAACAUUCUGUUAUUUAUUAUAGUUUAGUGAAAUUCAGCCAGUAGUCCAUAAUUUUUGUGCUAUUUUGAAAACUGAUGAUACCAUAAGGAUCAAGUC